GGGGGUAGGUUGUUAGAAAGUUAAUGGCUUGGGGGAAAGAGAAUCUCUUCUCGCUUCAGGAGAGUUUGAGGGUUUUUCUGAAGUAAAACGGAAUAAUUUUAUAACAAUAUAACCCCAAAGAAAGUGAGAGGACAACGUUACCUUUACAAACAUACAUAUUCUUUAGGAAAGUAUGCAGGAUGCAGUAGCCGGGACGGCAAUGCUGACGGACGGCUUCGAGGACGAGAUUGACUCGGUGACUCCGCGCUCCCCUGCGCUCGGGAUGGGGGUUGGAGCUACACCAGGAGCCGGACUCGGAGGCCUCGGGUUGGGUGUCGGUGGCAAAAAAGUACGCUUGUUCGGCGAGCCAGGCGGGCCUGCAGCAGAUAGACUCGAUUUCAAACUCACCGCAGCCGCAGUGCUUUCCUCGGGGCCCGGAUCCGGCAGCGACGAGGAUGAAGUGUCUGAGGUGGAGUCUUUCAUCUUAGACCAGGAGGAUCUGGAUAACCCAGUGCUAAAGACGGCGUCAGAGCUGCUCCUAUCCAGCGCAGCCGACGGAGCUGACCUCAGAACAGUCGAUCCAGAGACACAGGCACGGCUGGAGGCGUUACUAGAGGCGGCAGGCAUUGGUAAACUGUCCACUGCCGAUGGCAAAGCCUUCGCAGAUCCCGAGGUGCUGCGCCGCCUGACGUCAUCAGUGAGCUGUGCGCUGGACGAAGCCGCCGCCGCCCUCACACGCAUGAGGGCCGAAAACACACUCAACGCCAACCAGGCAGACAAUCUGGUUAUUUUUAGCCGUAGCCUGCCUGAGGCCUGCUCCGACGGAGACGUGAACGCAGUGAAGAAGCUGCUGGACGAGGGCCACAGCGUCAACGAGCACACAGAAGAAGGAGAGAGCCUGCUCUGUCUGGCCUGCUCCGCUGGAUACUAUGAGCUCGCACAGGUCUUGCUGGCCAUGCACGCUAACGUAGAGGACCGAGGAAUCAAGGGAGACAUCACACCUCUCAUGGCUGCUGCUAGUGGUGGUUACGUAGACAUUGUCAAACUGCUCCUAGUACAUGGAGCAGACGUGAAUGCACAGUCGUCUUCAGGUAACACGGCACUGACAUACGCUUGUGCUGGUGGGUUCCUGGACGUGGUAAAAGUUCUACUAAAGGAGGGAGCCAACAUUGAAGAUCACAAUGAGAACGGCCACACGCCCCUGAUGGAGGCAGCUAGCGCGGGGCAUGUGGAGGUGGCACGUGUGCUCCUGGAGUACGGAGCAGGGAUCAACACACACUCCAACGAGUUUAAGGAAAGCGCUCUCACACUAGCCUGCUAUAAAGGGCAUUUGGACAUGGUGCGGUUUCUCUUGGAGGCAGGAGCGGACCAGGAACACAAGACGGACGAGAUGCACACGGCACUCAUGGAAGCCUGCAUGGACGGGCACGUAGAGGUGGCGCGGUUGCUGUUGGACAGCGGUGCGCAGGUGAACAUGCCGGCGGAUUCGUUCGAGUCGCCGCUGACCCUGGCAGCCUGCGGAGGGCAUGUGGAGCUGGCGGCACUGCUGAUUGAGAGGGGGGCCAACCUGGAGGAGGUCAACGAUGAGGGAUACACUCCCCUCAUGGAGGCUGCACGUGAGGGUCACGAGGAAAUGGUGGCUCUGCUCCUGGCACAAGGUGCAAACAUCAACGCUCAGACAGAGGAGACGCAGGAGACGGCGCUGACUCUGGCCUGUUGCGGGGGUUUCUUGGAGGUAGCUGACUUCCUCAUCAAGGCUGGAGCAGACAUCGAGCUCGGAUGCUCCACUCCUCUCAUGGAGGCUGCGCAGGAGGGACAUCUAGAGCUGGUCAAGUACCUGCUGGCUGCUGGAGCCAAUGUCCAUGCCACGACAGCCACGGGGGACACAGCGCUGACGUACGCCUGUGAAAACGGACACACAGAUGUGGCCGAUGUGCUGCUUCAGACCGGAGCUGACCUGGAGCAUGAGUCAGAAGGUGGAAGGACUCCACUGAUGAAAGCAGCCAGAGCAGGACAUCUUUGCACUGUGCAGUUCCUAAUCAGUAAAGGUGCUAAUGUGAACAGAGCCACAGCUAAUAAUGAUCACACAGUGGUGUCUCUGGCCUGUGCUGGAGGUCACCUGGCUGUCGUGGAGCUGCUGCUGGCUCACGGUGCAGACCCUACUCACAGACUGAAGGAUGGCUCAACGAUGCUGAUUGAAGCUGCUAAGGGUGGUCACACCAAUGUGGUGUCUUACCUGCUAGACUACCCAAACAACAUUUUGUCAGUCCCUGCGCCAGAUCUGUCUCAACUCACACCCCCCUCCCAUGACACAUCUCAGGCUCCUCGAGUCCCAUUCCAAGCUCUGGCCAUGGUGGUACCCCCUCAGGAGCCAGACAGCGUGCCCUCCACCAUUGCCACACCGCCACCCGUCACAAACAAAGGGAUGUCAAAGCAAAGGCUGAGCACUCUGCAGAGCAACGCUGUGGCCACAGGAGGGCUGGACGCCGACCUCCUCCCUCCGUUCCACCCGUACCAGCCCCUUGAGUGCAUCGUUGAGGAGACGGAAGGCAAGCUAAACGAGCUGGGUCAGCGCAUCAGCGCUAUCGAAAAGGCCCAACUGCAGUCGCUAGAGCUGAUCCAGGGCGAGCCGCUCACCAAAGACAAGAUUGAAGAGCUGAAAAAGAGCCGUGAGGAGCAGGUCCAAAAGAAGAAGAAGAUCCUGAAGGAGCUACAGAAGGUGGAGCGGCAGCUGCAGCUCAAGACGCAGCAGCAGUUGACCAAAGAGUACAUGGAGGGCAAGAUGAAGGAGGAGCCGGGCCAGGCGGCAGGGGUGGAGGCGCCCGGCACCCCCCUGCCACCGCAGGCCACGCAGCUGGGCUCCAGUACAGGGUGCGAGGACAGCAACGAUGUCGAGGACCACCAGCCACUCCCUACUGAUGAGGACGACGAGGAGGGUGAAGAAGACGAUGAGGAAGAGGAUGAGGAAGACGGAGACUAUGCCGAGCUCCCGCAGGUGGACACGAUCCUGUACCGAGAGGGAGGACAACAACCAGCGCCACCGCCUCCACCUCAGCCCCUCAGCCUGCAAGGCCCCCCGCCUCCACCGCUACAGUCCAGUUUCGUCCCCAUUCAGCCUAUGAAUGCACAGCAGUCCACAGAUUUCGGCAGCGCAGAGUACCCAGGCAGCAGCAGCCCGGAUCUGCAGAGGGUAAUGUUGGGCCAGCAGCUGUCUGGACUCGGGCCUGGUCUCCUCACACAGGCGCCAGAUGGCCUCAUGGUGGCCACGCCUGCACAGACGCUCACAGACACGCUGGACGACAUCAUGGCAGCAGUGAGCAGCAGAGUGCCUAUGUUGAACACUACAACCUCACCCAUACCUCAGCCCACAACACAGACGCCCAUGAACACUGUCUCCCCACCCUCCAUGCUCCCACUCUAUCCAUCUGUAGACAUCGAUGCACAUACGGAGAGCAAUCAUGACACGGCUCUGACUCUGGCCUGUGCAGGUGGCCAUGAAGAGCUGGUGUCGGUGCUCAUUGCGCGUGGCGCCAACAUUGAGCAUCGGGACAAGAAGGGGUUCACUCCUUUGAUCCUGGCUGCCACAGCGGGCCACGUUGGCGUUGUUGAGAUCCUCCUGGACAAAGGAGGAGACAUCGAAGCUCAGUCUGAAAGGACCAAAGACACCCCUCUCUCCCUGGCGUGCUCAGGCGGCAGACAAGAGGUGGUGGAACUAUUGCUUCUCCGUGGUGCUAACAAGGAGCACCGAAACGUGUCCGACUACACCCCGCUUAGCCUGGCAGCCUCAGGAGGAUACGUCAAUAUAAUCAAGAUUCUCCUCAAUGCUGGAGCUGAGAUCAAUUCCAGGACGGGCAGCAAGCUGGGCAUCUCUCCUUUGAUGUUGGCAGCCAUGAAUGGCCAUGUACCUGCAGUGAAGCUGCUGCUGGACAUGGGCUCCGAUAUCAAUGCUCAGAUCGAAACCAAUCGCAACACAGCGCUGACGCUGGCCUGCUUCCAGGGUCGAGCCGAGGUGGUCAGCCUGCUGCUGGACCGCAAGGCUAAUGUGGAGCAUCGCGCCAAGACGGGACUCACCCCUCUUAUGGAAGCUGCAUCUGGUGGUUAUGCUGAGGUGGGCCGUGUGCUGCUGGAUAAAGGUGCUGAUGUCAACGCCCCUCCUGUCCCCUCUUCUCGUGACACCGCCCUCACUAUCGCUGCAGACAAGGGCCACUACAAGUUCUGUGAGCUUCUCAUUAACAGAGGGGCUCACAUUGAUGUGCGUAAUAAGAAGGGAAACACUCCGCUGUGGCUGGCUGCAAAUGGGGGACAUUUUGAUGUAGUGCAGCUGCUGGUGCAGGCAGGAGCUGACGUGGAUGCAGCAGACAACCGCAAGAUCACACCUCUCAUGGCAGCAUUCCGUAAAGGGCAUGUGAAAGUGGUCCAGUAUUUAGUGAAGGAGGUGAAUCAGUUCCCCUCUGACAUUGAGUGCAUGAGAUACAUCGCCACCAUUGCAGACAAGGAACUGCUGAAGAAGUGUCAUCAGUGCAUGGAAACCAUCGUGAAAGCCAAAGACCAGCAGGCUGCUGAGGCGAACAAGAAUGCCAGUAUUUUGCUCAAGGAACUUGAUCUUGAGAAGUCCCGUGAAGAAAGCAAAAAGCAAGCUCUGGCAGCAAAAAGAGAGAAGCGCAAAGAGAAACGCAAGAAGAAGAAGGAGGAACAGAAGAAAAAGCUUGAAGAAGAGGAGGCAAAAGUGAAGGAUACGUUUUCUGAGACACAAGACCAGAAGGAGGACUCUGCUGAAGAGCCAGAGGUUCCCAUUGAGCCCCCAAGCGCCACUACCACCACCACCAUUGGCAUCUCUGCCACCUCCACCACCUUCACCAAUGCCUUUGGCAAGAAGCGCGCCAGCGUGGUUACUACGCCCAGCACCAACCGAAAGAAUAAAAAGAACAAGACCAAGGACUCGCCCAGUGAGCCCAUCAUCCUACAGGACCCUCAGGUGGCACUAGCGCAACAAAAGGCAGACAAAAACAAGAUCCAUGGUGAACCACGGGGCGGCGGGGCACCUGGAGGCACCAGUGACUCGGACAACCUGGACAGCACAGACUGCAACAGCGAAAGCAGCAACGGCAGUAAAAGCCAGGACCUGGCUGACCUGUCGUCUUCAUCCACCUUGUUCUCUUCCUCCGCUCCUACAGGGUCCAGCCAGCCUCUACCUAUGACUGAGAAGAGGCAGGGCGUAUCGCACCCCACUUCUCGGGAAGAGAAGGUCACCGUGUCCAUUUCCAAACCACAACAGAAAUCUCAUGAGAUUCUUAGUGACUUGACACCCAGUUCCCUGCCCUCAUCUUUCAAGACCAUUUCACUGCCAGUCACCUCACCUAACAGCAAGAUGAACCUCACCAGCCCAAAGAGGGGCCAAAAGAGAGAGGAGGGAUGGAAAGAGGUCGUACGAAGGUCAAAGAAACUCUCGGUCCCAGCCUCUGUGGUGUCUCGGAUCAUGGGCAGAGGUGGCUGCAAUAUCACAGCUAUCCAAGAUGUGACAGGUGCACACAUAGAUGUUGACAAACAGAAAGACAAAAACGGCGAGAGAAUGAUCACUAUCAGAGGUGGCACAGAGUCCACACGACAUGCUGUACAACUGAUCAAUGCGCUUAUCCAGGACCCUGCCAAAGAGCUAGAGGACCUGAUACCUCGCAACCACAUUCGUCAGCCUGGCACAAACACCAAAAUUGGCUCCACCUACACCACCUCCACAGGGGCUACCAGCACCACCGCGGCCAGUUCAAAAGGCCUGUCAUCAGUUGUGCCCUCCUCCAGCGUGUCCUUCCAGUCCUCCUCCAACUCAACCACUCAGCAGGCUGGCAAAAUGGGCAAAAAUAUGGCACCUGGUGUUAGACCUCCGUUUGUCUCUCUACCACCACUGGCCUACACACACCCCCAGUUGGCCCUGCUGGCAGCGCAGACCAUGCACCAGAUCCGUCACCCGCGGCUGCCAAUGGCACAGUUUGGCGGCACCUUCUCUCCCUCGCCCAACACAUGGGGCCCGUUUCCUGUGCGUCCUGUGAGCCCUGGCAGUGCUAACAGCUCCCCCAAACACAGCGGCAAUGCGGCCCCGCGCCCUUCCAGUUCUGCCCCUGCCACAGCUGAGCACCCUGCCCCGGUGUCAAGUGCUAACAUUGCCCCUGGUUCCACUGCCUCUCCCCCCAGCACUGCCCCCUCCAAAACACCUACACCCACCUCUGUAAGGAAGCAGCUCUUCUCUGCCGAGCCCAAGCCUACAGUGGCGCCUGCCGUCUCCACCACUGCAAGCAGUACUCCUGCUGUGCAGGCCCCUCCUGCUCCCAUCAGCUGUGCUCCCACCACUCCUACGACCCCUCCACCCAUGCCUGCCCCCAUCGCCCCACCUACACAGCAUACUCAAGCCCUGAAAACAGAAUCCGCCCCCGCUGGUACGCCUGCUAAAGAGAAGCCGGUGGCUGACCUGGCUGUUCCUGUUUCCAGUGCCCCGUGUGAGGGUUCCAGCCCCUCGACCCCCCUGCACUUCCCUGCAUCUCCCUCUGCACAGCCUGCACUGCCUGUCCAGCCUGAGGGCAGACAGCAGCUGCCCUUGCCCUUCACCUCCAGCACAGAACCUAGUUCCUCUUCUACAGUCCAACCAGGCGUCACCCUGCCCGUCUCUCGUCCUGUACCGCCCAGCACGGUCAGCAGCACAGUUGCAAACACCAGCAGCACCUUACCUCACUACGCCACACCUGCUGCACCUGGGGUGUCGACUCGCUUACAGCCCCCAACGACGUACUACCCCAUAGGACCCGGAGCCCCUUUGCAGGAGCAGCAGUCUGUUUUCGUGCCCCCGGGUGCAACACAGGAGCCCCUUAAGCAGCAACAGCAGCCUACCCAGCCUAGCUUAGCCACGGCUAGCAUGCCUCCCCCUUCACUUCAGAUGUCCUCUACUAUGGGCAUGAUAAAUGGUUCACAGGUGCACCUUCACAGUGGCAAAGCUCAGUUGCCGCCCAACUUCGGCUCUGCGGCUCUUUUCAAUCACUUUUCGAGUAUCUUUGACAACAACCAGGUGGGCAACAACCAGGUGUGGGGGGCCUGUCACCUUCCAACUCGCACUCCGCAAGAACAGCCCUACAGUGCUCCACCUGCAUACAUGGGAGGUAUGGGGCAGAUGGAGAGCACCAUGCCCCCUCCUGAUGGCUCCAAGGCCCCAGGAUAUCGUUGCCCCUCCCAGCGAGUCAUCUCUAGCCCCAUUGGCAUGCACCCCAUGGACCCCUCAGGCAAUUCCAUCUCUUCUUCCACCGCGCUCACCAGCUUUGCCACAAGCAUGUCAGCCAGCCCUGUUUUCCUGCAGGGCCCAGCUCCUGUAGGAACGCCCUCUUUCAGCCGCCAGCACUUCUCCCCUCAUCCUUGGAGCGCCUCCACGUCCUGUGAAUCUCCAGUGCCCUCCGUGUCGUCUGGAGCAUCUUCCCCUUUGUGCACAUCCACCGUGACACCUGCUCUGAUCCAAGCCAAGCCUAGCAGUUCCAGUCAGCAGGACCGCAAAGUGCCCCCGCCCAUCGGGACAGAGCGCCUGGCUCGGAUCCGGCAGACUGGCUCCGUCAACCACGCCAUGCUGCCCACCAGCUACACACCGCCGGUCGGACAGGGUGGCAUCUGGUCUUUCGGAGUGGGCAGUGCCUCCGAAGCAAUGUCAGGCUGGUCUCAGCCCAUGAUGGGAGGACCCGUGAUGCACCAGCAGCUGCAGGAGCAGUCGGCCUUCUCCCAGCACCAGGCUAUGGAGCGAGAUGACACGGGCAUUGUGGCUCCAUCUAACACCUUUCACCAGCCCAUGCCCACCAACUUCAUGGAUUUUCCAAAGGGGUUGCCAAUGUCAAUGUAUGGAGGAACGAUGAUCCCUCCUCACCCACAGAUGGCUGAGGCUCCUGGAGGCCCCAUGUACAAUGGGCUCCACGCCACUGACCCUGCCUGGAACCCCAUCUUAAAAGUCGUCCCCAGCUCGGCUGAGAAUUCAGACCCACAGCAGGUGUGGCCUGGGACUUGGGCCCCUCACGUGGGAAAUGUGCAUUUAAAUCAUGUCAACUAAACACAAACCUAGAGACUGAGAGGCAUAGGAGCAGUAACAAGACGUACACGUUAAAGAACAAGAUAAUUACCUAAUUACCAAAACGUUAACCUAGGCGUGUCCCCUUAAAAGUUAAACAGAGUUUCAUGAAAUUUGAGAGAUGGACACCUUUGAUGUGCCUAACAAAAAAAAAAAAGAGAA
Messenger RNA from Pangasianodon hypophthalmus (striped catfish), 8227 nucleotides. It is a transcript of the gene ankhd1, whose product is annotated as ankyrin repeat and KH domain containing 1. Gene Ontology annotation, cellular component: cytoplasm. The record is from RefSeq and is a predicted model, not a curated record. NCBI's taxonomy places the organism in Eukaryota, Metazoa, Chordata, Actinopteri, Siluriformes, Pangasiidae. Gene Ontology annotation, biological process: innate immune response. Gene Ontology annotation, molecular function: protein binding; RNA binding. Bases 173 to 8047 code for a protein of 2624 amino acids. The transcript has 34 exons.